AUGAAGAAUGCUAAAUCUCGGGUAGAGGACAUAGAAACAGCUACCGAAGGCGAUGAGUGUGAAUACAAAUAUGAUCAUUAUAAUUGUGGUCUCGUUAGAGAAGAAGUUAAGAAAUUGUUAGAUGUAGAAUUUCAUGCGUCUGUUGAUGUACUGCAUUCAUUGUUACCCUUCGGACAUGAUAAAAAUAGAAUAUUAUAUGAAAUUGGGCAAACCGACCUUGUUUUAAGAGGUGUUAGUAAAUAUGAAGAUAAGUAUUCAUUUAGAUUUAUUGAUGAAGAUGACAGAGAGCGUUGUGUUAGUAGAAUAAAGGCACGCAUUUUUAGUGCAUUAUAUUUUGAAUGUUUAACGAAACAUUAUUGUAAAAAGGUACAAAACUAUUUUUGGAUAGAAGAAAGAUUAGAAGAAGAAAUGUCUGUUAAAUUAGAUGGUCAGAAAAGUAAUCUAUACCAAAAGAAAAUGUGUCGUAAUGAAGAUUUAAUGAAAACAAUUAUAGGUGUUCAUGAAGAAGGUAGAGGUAUAAAACUAUCAGAAGAUAUUAUUAAUUAUAUUAUACGUAUGGCUAAGAUGUUCCUCUUUGAUUUACUAAAAUCAAAAACAUUUUCCACCUUCUAA
Messenger RNA from Plasmodium malariae, 612 nucleotides. Its product is annotated as gamete antigen 27/25, putative. NCBI's taxonomy places the organism in Eukaryota, Apicomplexa, Aconoidasida, Haemosporida, Plasmodiidae. The record is from RefSeq and is a predicted model, not a curated record. The transcript has a single exon. The coding region runs from base 1 to 612 and encodes 203 amino acids.